Messenger RNA from Cryptococcus wingfieldii CBS 7118, 3216 nucleotides. Its product is annotated as AGC/PKC protein kinase. The record is from RefSeq and is a predicted model, not a curated record. Gene Ontology annotation, molecular function: diacylglycerol-dependent serine/threonine kinase activity; ATP binding. Gene Ontology annotation, biological process: signal transduction; fungal-type cell wall biogenesis; protein phosphorylation. The coding region runs from base 1 to 3216 and encodes 1071 amino acids. Lineage: Eukaryota; Fungi; Basidiomycota; Tremellomycetes; Tremellales; Cryptococcaceae. The transcript has 8 exons.
AUGGUGCGUGAGCCCUCCCAUGCACCGCUACACCAGACUGACCCCCGCCAGGCCUCCAGCGACCCCAGGGCGAGGAACCUUCUCGCGACCAUCGCGUCCGAGAAACGUAAUCUCGAAGGUGCCAAGGCCGUCAUCCGCGCCCUUGAAGCAUCUUCCAAGAAUGAGAAUGUCAUCCGGCAAGCACAGAACGAAGUCCGCUCUGCGCAGGCUUCUAUACAGUACCUCGAGGCCGAGCUCGAGAAGCUGUCGGUAUCUGGGCCCAACACGCCGAAUAGGGGAGAAGGCAGCAGGCCGGGGCAUUUGGCGCCUGGUGGGAGGAGCGAGAGUCAUCUACCUGCUAGCCCUAGCCCCAGUGCAAAGGGCUUUGGCAAUAGUGAAAGACCGCUGCCUCCCCCGCCUCCUGGUGCUGAAGCCGACGCGGCCCGGAAACCAGAACAAAAGAACUACACGCAGCUUGAUCUUCUCCGAUACGACGCCCCUCUAUCCGGCGCCAAAAUCACGCGCAUGCUCAACCAAUUACAAUUCAAGCUACAAGUUGAAGAGCAGUACAAGACGGGUAUCGAAAAGAUGGCUCAGGCGUACAAGAUGGAAGGCGAUAAGAGACUCAAAAGCGAGACGGAUGCGAAGAAGGUGGAGAGUGAAGGCAAGAUCCAGUUGUUGAGAAAGGCAAAGAAGAGAUACGAGACGCUCGCCAAGUUUGGUGGAGGUGUAGAGGACGAUGAAGACCUGGUGCCCGACUCGCAACGCAAGGAGGCGCUCCGGAAACCCAUCUCUGGUAACCUCGUCAUCUCUCUCCGCGCCGCGCAGGAUCUCAACCAUCGCCCCCUCCCUCGUCGGUCCUCCAAGGCGUAUACCGAGACCACCGUUGUCGUCAAGAUUGAAGGCAACGAACGCGCCAUCUCUGCGCCAUCGCGAAACGACAAGUGGCUCGAAGAGUUUAAUAUUCCUGUUGAAAAGGCCAACGAGGUGGAGAUUACCAUCUACGACAGUGUCGCACCUGGUGAUUCGGCGCCGAUAGGUAUGCUCUGGCUUCGGGUCAGUGACCUUGUAGAAGCUAUCCGUCGCCAGAAGGUUGGGAUUGAGGGACAGGAUGCUGGCUGGGUGACGGCUGCGACUGCGGCGACAAUGAGCGGGCCUCGAAGCAGCGGGACAGCGCCAGACUCUGUCACAUUGCACAGCGCGGGGACGAUGCGUGGCAAGCCGGAUGGAAAGGCGUCCGAGGGGAUCAGUGGAUGGUGGUCUGUUGAACCUGCUGGUGGAUUGCAGUUGCGACUUGAUUUCGUCAAGGAUACGGUUGCUGGCGCGCGUCGGCCAUACGAGGCCCUUGGACGUCAAGGUGCCGUGCGUAUGCGCAAGGGCGAGGUGCACGAGAUGAACGGCCAUCAAUUCGUUCAACGGCAAUUCUACCAGCCCAUCAUGUGUGCGCUGUGUCAAGAAUUCUUGCUUACGGGCGAAGGAUACCAAUGUGAAGACUGUCGAUACGCGUGUCACAAAAAGUGUUACCCGAAAGUCGUCACCAAGUGUGUCAGCAAGUCGGUUGCGGAUGGAGAGGGCGACGAGGAAAAGAUCAACCACCGCAUCCCUCACAGGUUUACUGCGUAUACCAACAUGUCUGCCAACUGGUGUUGCCAUUGUGGUUACAUGCUGCCAUUUGGUCGCAAAAACUCUGUCAAGUGUUCCGAAUGUGCUCUUACAUGCCACCAAACAUGUUCUCAUCUUGUCCCCGAUUUCUGCGGCAUGACCAUGGAAAUGGCCAACCUGCUACUCAAAAACCUCCGCGACAUCAAAACCACCCAAACCCGCCGACCGCACACCCACAGUCCCUCGGCCACAUCCGUCUCUACCCUCCCUUCCUACCACUCGCAAGACAAGGUGCAAACGGUCCAACCUGCGCAGCCACCAGUCCAGCAGCCGAGCGGGUACGACAAUAUUCGCCCGGCGGGUCCUUCUGGUGGCAGGCCGAUGCCGCAGUUGCCGCCUGUGCCCGUUUCGGACAGCAGUAUCAGUAUGGAGCAUCCUUCGCAAGAUGGAUAUGCGCGUAUGCCUCCUGUAGCUCAGCAGCCCCAACAGCAGCAGCAGCAAGCUCCUCCCCGUCCCUUACCUCCUACUACCCAAUUCCUGCAAGCCCAGCCUGCUCCUCAGCAACAAGCGGCCACCCGUCUCCCUCUUCAACCCCCCGCGCAGCCUACUCAACCCCUCGCGACGAGAAAGCGCAAGGUCGGGCUGGAUGAUUUCAAUUUCCUGGCUGUGCUGGGUAAAGGAAAUUUCGGUAAAGUCAUGUUGGCAGAGGAAAAGGCGUCUAGCAGUCUGUAUGCUAUCAAGGUGUUGAAGAAGGAGUUUAUCAUUGAAAAUGAUGAAGUUGAGAGUACGCAAUCUGAAAAGCGAGUCUUCCUCGCCGCUGCGCAGGAACGACACCCCUUCCUGCUCGGUCUCCACUCGUGUUUCCAAACCGAGACCCGAGUCUACUUUGUGAUGGAGUACAUUUCUGGUGGUGACUUGAUGUUGCACAUCCAGAAGAAGCAAUUCACCCUGCGCCAAGCCAAGUACUAUGCGUGUGAAGUCUUGCUGGCAUUGCAGUACUUCCAUUCCAAGGGCAUCAUCUAUCGAGACUUGAAACUAGACAAUAUCUUGUUGACCCUGGAUGGGCAUGUCAAGGUUGCGGACUACGGAUUGUGUAAGGAGGAGAUGUGGUAUGGCAAGACGACGAGCACGUUCUGUGGUACCCCCGAGUUUAUGGCGCCCGAAAUCCUUUUGGAGCAGCGAUAUGGCCGUGCGGUUGAUUGGUGGGCGUUUGGUGUGCUGACUUAUGAAAUGUUGCUUGGGCAGUCGCCGUUCCGAGGUGAAGACGAAGAUGAGAUCUUCGAUGCCAUCUUGGAGGACGAGCCAUUGUAUCCCAUCACCAUGCCGCGCGACGCCGUGUCGCUCCUCCAACGGUUGCUGACGCGAGACCCCGAACGCCGUCUGGGCGCCGGACCCGGCGACGCCGAGGAUAUCAAAAAGCACACAUUCUUCCGCGACGUCAACUUUGACGACGUCUACCACAAACGCACACCGCCGCCAUACUUCCCAACAAUUGGGAAUGCGACGGAUACGAGCAAUUUCGAUAGCGAGUUCACGAGGGAGCAGCCGACGUUGACGCCGGUGCAUACGCAGUUGAGCGAGGCGGAUCAGAAGGAGUUUGCUGGGUUCUCUUGGGUAAGUGCACCAUACGAUUAG